Lagopus muta (rock ptarmigan) is the source of this 1276-nucleotide messenger RNA. It is a transcript of the gene WNT7B, whose product is annotated as Wnt family member 7B. Gene Ontology annotation, molecular function: frizzled binding; cytokine activity. The transcript is spliced from 4 exons. Gene Ontology annotation, cellular component: extracellular region. The record is from RefSeq and is a predicted model, not a curated record. The coding region runs from base 8 to 1069 and encodes 353 amino acids. Gene Ontology annotation, biological process: positive regulation of JNK cascade; neuron differentiation; cell fate commitment. NCBI's taxonomy places the organism in Eukaryota, Metazoa, Chordata, Aves, Galliformes, Phasianidae.
CUCAGCCAUGAUCCUUUUUUCAUCUCGCAGUGUGUUACUCUCAGUGUAUUACCCUCAGAUUUUCCUCAUCCUUACCAGUGGGAGUUACCUAGCUUUGUCAUCUGUGGUGGCUUUAGGAGCUAAUAUCAUCUGCAACAAAAUCCCAGGCUUGGCCCCUCGGCAGCGAGCAAUCUGCCAGAGCCGCCCUGAUGCCAUCAUUGUGAUCGGAGAAGGGGCACAAAUGGGAAUCAAUGAGUGCCAGUACCAGUUUCGGUAUGGGAGGUGGAACUGCUCUGCGCUGGGAGAGAAAACAGUUUUUGGACAAGAGCUUCGAGUAGGAAGCAGGGAAGCUGCCUUCACCUAUGCCAUUACUGCUGCUGGGGUUGCACACGCUGUCACGGCCGCCUGCAGCCAGGGCAACCUCAGCAAUUGUGGCUGUGACCGAGAGAAACAGGGCUACUACAACCAGGAGGAGGGCUGGAAGUGGGGAGGCUGCUCUGCGGAUAUCAGAUACGGCAUCGAGUUCUCCCGGAGGUUUGUUGAUGCCCGAGAAAUCAAAAAGAAUGCACGAAGGCUGAUGAACUUGCACAACAAUGAGGCUGGAAGAAAGGUGCUUGAAGAGAGAAUGAAACUGGAGUGCAAGUGUCACGGAGUUUCAGGUUCCUGUACAACCAAGACCUGCUGGACCACCCUUCCUAAAUUCAGAGAGAUCGGAUAUAUUUUGAAAGAGAAAUACAAUGCUGCAGUGCAGGUGGAGGUGGUACGAGCCAGUAGACUAAGACAGCCAACUUUCCUGAAGAUCAAGCAGAUCAAGAGUUACCAGAAACCAAUGGAAACAGAUUUAGUGUACAUCGAAAAGUCACCAAACUACUGUGAGGAAGAUGCUUCCACAGGAAGUGUUGGCACCCAGGGACGACUUUGUAACCGCACCUCUCCCAGUGCGGAUGGGUGUGACAUGAUGUGCUGUGGAAGAGGUUACAACACACACCAGUACACCAAGGUGUGGCAGUGCAACUGCAAAUUCCACUGGUGUUGCUUUGUGAAGUGCAACACCUGUAGCGAGCGGACAGAGGUGUUCACCUGCAAAUAAUGGCGUCGUGCACAAAUGAACAGAGCAAAUUGCCACCAGUGAAGACAGUGGAGGACAACAAACGACAACAGCAUCAUUUUGCACAUCUAAUCUUCUUCGGGAAAAAAAAUAAACCAAUACAUAAACCAACCCCUCCCCACCACUUACACCUCUACAGAUGGUGCAUUUUGGCUGGCUGACUGUUGUGACUGCUUUGAAAAACAGGAC